Xyrauchen texanus (razorback sucker) is the source of this 2449-nucleotide messenger RNA. RefSeq names its product hook microtubule-tethering protein 3 (gene hook3). Gene Ontology annotation, cellular component: centrosome; cytoplasm. The record is from RefSeq and is a predicted model, not a curated record. Gene Ontology annotation, molecular function: dynein light intermediate chain binding; microtubule binding. Lineage: Eukaryota; Metazoa; Chordata; Actinopteri; Cypriniformes; Catostomidae. Gene Ontology annotation, biological process: cytoskeleton-dependent intracellular transport; cytoplasmic microtubule organization. Bases 296 to 1555 code for a protein of 419 amino acids. The transcript has 15 exons.
UUCAGGUGGCAGCUCUACAGGAAGAGAAGAGCAGUCUGUUGGCAGAGAAUCAGGUGUUGAUGGAGCGUCUCAAUCAGUCCGACUCGUUGAAGAUCUGAACAGUCCAGCGGGUCGCAGACACCUGCAGCUGCAGACGCAACUAGAACAACUGCAGGAGGAGACAUUCAGGCUGGAGGCAGCUAAGGACGAUUACCGCAUCCGCUGUGAGGAGCUGGAGAAGGAGUUACUGGAGGUCAGAGGUCAGAAUGAAGAGUUGACCUCUCUGGCCGAGGAAGCGCAGUCGCUCAAAGAUGAGAUGGAUGUGCUCAGGCACUCGUCUGAUAAGGUGUCUAAGCUGGAGGCUCAGGUUGAAGUGUACAAGAAGAAGCUGGAGGAUCUUGGAGAUCUGCGUCGUCAGGUGAAGCUGUUAGAGGAGAAGAACACGAGUUACAUGCAGAACACUGUGAGUCUGGAGGAGGAUCUGCGCAAGGCCAACACCGCACGAGGACAACUGGAGACGUAUAAGAGACAGGUGGUGGAGCUCCAGAACAAACUCUCUGAAGAGUCCAAGAAAGCAGAUAAGAUGGAGUUUGAGUAUAAACGAGUGAAGGAGAAAGUGGACUCGCUUCAGAAAGAGAAAGACCGUAUGAGGACAGAACGAGACUCUCUGAAGGACACGAUUGAAGAGCUGAACUGUGUUAAAGCUCAAGAGUGUCAGCUGACAUCAGGUCUGGUGCCGCUCGGCAGUAACGAGGCGUCUGAUUCGCUGGCUGCAGAGAUCCUCACGCCGGAGAUCCGGGAGCGUCUGAUUCGACUGCAGCAUGAGAAUAAGAUGUUGAAACUGGCACAGGAGGGAUCAGAUAAUGAUCAGAUCGCUCUGCUCAAGAGUUUACUAGAGGACGCCAACAGCAGAAAGAAUGAACUGGAGAGUGAGAACAGGCUGGCGAAUCAGAGGUUGUUGGCAGGUCAGUCUCAUGUGGAGGAGCUGCAGAAAUCUCUUCAGGAACACGGAUCUAAAUCAGAUGAUUCUGUUUUACUGAAGAGGAAAUGCCAGGAGCAUCUUGAGAAGUUAAGAGACGCCACUAACGAGCUUCAGAAGAAGAGAGUUUUCAUUGAAGAUCUGGAGAACAAACACACUUCCAGCGCUCAGAAGAUUGAAGAAUUGGAGGACGCUCUGAAGAAGAAAGAUGAAGACAUGAGACAGAUGGAGGAGAGAUACAAGAAAUACUUGGAGAAAGCCAAGAGUGUGAUAAGGACUCUGGAUCCUAAACAGAAUCAGGGUUCUGCUCCUGAAGUCCAAGCGCUGAAGAAUCAACUGCAGGAGAAAGAGAGAAUGCUGCACUCACUAGAGAAGGAAUACGGUAAGACAAAGUGUCAGCGAGAUCAAGAGGAGAAGCUCAUCGCAUCUGCCUGGUACAACAUGGGAAUGGCUCUACAGAAGAAAGCGGCAGAAGAUCGUUUGGCCAGCACUGGUUCGGGUCAGUCUUUUCUCGCCCGGCAGAGACAGGCCACGAGCACACGCCGGGCAUAUCCGGGUCACGUGCAGCCCACCGCAGCCAGUGAUGUUAAAGCAUGACCAGCAGGGGGCGGGGCUGCAUGACUAAUGAUUUAACCCAUCGAUACACAAACUAACCCGUCAGUGAACGCUAACCACUGUCCUCGUGAGCCGUGUGCUUCUAACACGUCGCUGAGCGUGAGGUGGGCGGGGCCAGUGAUAUGUCAAUCAUUGUAACAGACUCACUGCAGUGAAUGCUACAGAUUAAAACGAUGAUUAACUUCCUGUUUGCCCGUAUGACUCUCACAUCAUUUCCUUUGAAUCUUCAUCAGUGUGGAUUAUAUCAGUGUUUAUGUCUGUGUAUUCUUCUGUUUGUAUUGAUUAUUUAUUUACAGCUUCACUGAAAGGUCAACGACAGAACAAACGCUUGGCGAACUCAUUACAAAUAUCAUUACCGAUAGUAUUCAAGCAUUCAGUAAACACACUUCCUGUUUUAUUGAUGCAGAUCAUGAAGUGCUUUUCUCUUGAGAGAUGUCGAAGAUACAAACUAACAGUUUGACAUUGAAACAUUCUCUGCUGCUUGAUUGGCUGUUCCAUAUUUAAUAUUCAUACACGAGUGACACGCGUCAUUAUAUGCACACAGCACAUCUCAUAAAGCAGUGUGCUUCUGUCUCUCUUUGUGUUGUUUUUAAUAGACGAUUGAUUAUAUAUUGACAGUUUGUGAAUGCACAUUAGGUUCAUUACGUGUGGACUGAGGUCAAAGGUUAAACCUCAUGACACCUCCAGUGGUUGCUGAAUGGUUGUUUUCACGCUCUUUCCAUUUGCCAAGUUUGAUAUGUUCAUCCUGUAUGUGUGAAUCCAUUAUUAGCUUCAUGUUGAUGGAUUUGUGCUUCCAGCUGCAGAACUGUACAGAUGAAACUCAAGUUAUAAAUAAAGCUUGUUUAAAACAUUCACGAUUAAAAGCAGUUCUGUGUU